UAAAAUAAAUCUAACUUCAAGAAAUAUAAUUAUAUUCAAAUACAAAAAAAAGUACAUUACUAACCUGUGUGUGUGUGUGUGUGUGUGGAAAAAUUGAUCUAUUUUAAUUAGUGGUUAGAUGGAUGAGACUAAAUUAUUUUCUUCAUCGUAGAGAUCUUUCAGUAUUAUAAAAGUUAUUUUUUUUUAGUUAAAGUUACAUAUUUUGUUUCAGUUCGACGUUUUACAGCAGUAUAUUUACAGGUUUGAAUCAUCAAGCGAUCAGCUGGUUGGGUGUGAAAAAUAAAUGCAUGACAAUAAACUAAUAUUCAUCUAGAAUCUUUUACUCUAAUUAAGAUAAGGAAAAGUGUAGAGUCGAAUGUAGAUAUGUAGACGAAGCUUUAUUGAAAACAUUGGGCAAGGAUUUAAUAUCUAUUUUAUUCUAUUUUUAUAGUGUAUAAUAAUUAUGUUUGUAUUAUGUUUUUUUUAGCAGAAGAAACAUCAAAAUCGUCAGCGUCGAAUGAGCGUGGAGAGAAUCCACGUAUAAGUAUGACAAUACCAUCGGUUAAACCUCGUUCAUCACCUCGAUCAAAUUUUCCAUUUUUAUCUUCAACAACUACAGCAGGGACAAAAAACUUAAUAAUGUCUAAAAAACGUAAACCAGAUACGUUUUUGGACGACGAAGCACAAGAAAAUUCCGAUGAAGAAAGUGAUACUGAAUCAAAACAACGUGCUGCACUCAAAAAACUAAAAGCAAAUCGUCCAUUAUCUGACGACGAAGAAGAAGAUGAGGAGGAAGAAAAUAGUGAACAAGCAAAACGAGGUUAG
Molecule: messenger RNA, 804 nt
Organism: Didymodactylos carnosus
Lineage: Eukaryota; Metazoa; Rotifera; Eurotatoria; Philodinida; Philodinidae
Source: the annotation of a GenBank genome assembly